UUACAUUUGUAUGACAUUUUAGUUAAUACAAAUCAAAGAAUAUAUCAAGAUUUGAAUUUUGCUAAUUUUUUGAACUUUACAAGUUUAUAUUAUGAUUUAUUAUAUACAUUGAAAAUGAUUUUGUCCAGAGUUAGCAAGUUUAGGAGGAUUUUUUGUCAGAAUGUUUAUAUUAAAGCAACAUUAAAUUCCGGGAAAAACAACUGUAAAAUGGAUAGGCGCGCAAUGUGCAGUACAUGUCGACCACAAACUGAUUUAAAUAUAGCACAUGCCUUGCCAGGCGCAAUGACCAACUUUGUAAAGCUGGAAGUGGAUAAUUUUGGAGUAUUCCAAUCAAAAUCAGGAGAAAAAAAUGAAGUUAAACGAUUUACUUGGACAAGCACUAAUAAAGUUUCAGUUCAGCUUAUCACCUACGGCGGUACUAUUACUUCAAUAAAAGUACCAGAUAGGAAUGGAAAAGUUGCAGAUAUUAUUACCGGAUAUGACUGCGUCGAAGGAUACCAGGGAGCCAAUAACCCCUACUUUGGAGCAACAAUUGGAAGAGUGGCUAACAGAAUAGCAAAAGGAAAAUUUACCAUAGAUAAUGUCCAAUACAAGUUAGCAACAAACAACGGUCCAAAUCAUCUACAUGGCGGCCUUCAAGGCUUCGACAAAGUUUUAUGGAAAGACUACGUUAACGGAAAUCAGGUAGUUUUAACUUAUCAUUCAGCAGAUUUAGAAGAAGGAUACCCAGGAGAUCUUAAUGUGACAGUUACCUUUGAGUUAACAUCGAACAGUGAAUUUUUAAUCGACUACAAAGCAGUAACCUCCAAAGCCACUCCAGUCAAUUUAACCAACCACGCAUACUUUAACUUGGGAGGGCAUGGCUCAGGAGCUCAAGAGUUAUACAAGCACGAAUUUACCAUCAAUGCUGAUAGGUAUACUGAAGUGAAUCAAGAGGGAAUACCAACAGGAAAGAUACCUACGGUCUCUGGAACCAUUUUCGAUUUAAGAGUGCCAAAAGUUUUAGGAGAUGUUAUAUGUAAAGUUCCAGACUCCCCAGGAUACGAUCACAACUUUGCUAUUACCAGAGUACCUACUUCGGAUGUAGUAUUUGCGGCCAAAGCAUACCAUCCUCCCAGUGGACGAGCUCUAGAAGUAUACACUAACCAACCAGGUAUUCAAUUUUAUACUGGUAACUUUUUGCCAGAAGAUAACUCCAACCAAGGAAAAGGAGCGACUUUUCAGAAACAUGGAGCUUUCUGUUUGGAAACUCAAGUAUAUCCUGACUCUAUUAACCAGAAAAACUUCCCGAAAGUUCUGGUGUAUCCUGGCGAAGUGUAUCACCAUUUUACCAGUUUGAAAUUAUUAACCCUGUAAAAUAAGA
Messenger RNA from Sitophilus oryzae (rice weevil), 1363 nucleotides. Its product is annotated as aldose 1-epimerase-like. The transcript has 8 exons. Gene Ontology annotation, biological process: beta-D-galactose catabolic process via UDP-galactose, Leloir pathway; glucose metabolic process. Lineage: Eukaryota; Metazoa; Arthropoda; Insecta; Coleoptera; Curculionidae. Gene Ontology annotation, molecular function: aldose 1-epimerase activity; carbohydrate binding. The record is from RefSeq and is a predicted model, not a curated record. The coding region runs from base 115 to 1356 and encodes 413 amino acids.